Cavia porcellus (domestic guinea pig) is the source of this 2811-nucleotide messenger RNA. It is a transcript of the gene Mlc1, whose product is annotated as modulator of VRAC current 1. The transcript has 12 exons. Gene Ontology annotation, biological process: regulation of response to osmotic stress. Bases 291 to 1439 code for a protein of 382 amino acids. Lineage: Eukaryota; Metazoa; Chordata; Mammalia; Rodentia; Caviidae. The record is from RefSeq and is a predicted model, not a curated record. Gene Ontology annotation, cellular component: endoplasmic reticulum; plasma membrane; cytoplasmic vesicle.
CCUAAGUAGGGGCGACUUUGGGGUCCCUUGGUUAGUUGGGCAUAGGCAGUCCGUCCCCAAGGCAGACUGGGAUUCAUAUAGAAAGUUGCUAAGAGAGUUUGAAGCGUCUUGUACCUGAGGCCGGGGUCAAUGAUCCUAGUGAACCCCAAGCUCAGCUUGUUUCUUGAAAACAAUUCCUUGCAAGAGGAGGUUUCCGGUGGUGAAAGUGGAUGAUAAUCUGGUGACACGUGAGUGGUGGCAGUGACCCGAGCCUCGGCACAGCUGCAGUGUCCCCUCCUGUCCCCAGCACCAUGACACGAGAUGGGCAGUUCAGGGAGGAGCUGGGCUAUGACCGGAUGCCCACACUGGAGCGGGGGCGGCAGGACGUGGGGCGGCAGGAUCCAGGUGGCUUCAGUACCAACACGAAGCCCAAGGACCUCCAGCUGUCGAAGAGAUUGCCCCUGUGCCUCAGCUAUAAGACCUGGGUCUUCUCUGUGCUGAUGGGGAGCUGCCUCCUGGUGACCUCGGGCUUCUCGCUAUACUUGGGCAACGUGUUCCCCUCCGAGAUGGAUUACCUGCGCUGCGCUGCUGGCUCUUGUCUCCCCUCGGCCAUCGUGAGCUUUGCUGUUUCCAGGAGCAACAUCAACUCGAUUCCCAACUUCCAGAUAUUGUUUGUUUCCACAUUUGCCAUCACCACUACCUGCUUGAUCUGGUUUGGGUGCAAACUCAUUCUGAACCCAUCGGCAAUAAAUAUAAACUUCAACCUCAUCCUGCUGCUCCUGCUGGAGCUUCUCAUGGCAGCCACGGUCAUCAUCUCAGCACGCUCAAGCGAGGAGCCCUGCGGGAAGAAGAAGGGCUCUGCUUCUGACAGCACCCAUACUUUGGAUGAAGUGACAUUUCCUGCUCGGGUCCUGAAGUCCUACUCUGUGGUCGAGAUAAUUUCUGGCGUCUCUGCCGUCCUUGGUGGGGUCAUCGCCCUGAAUGUGGAUGACGCUGUCUCAGGUCCACACCUCUCGGUGACCUUCUUUUGGAUUUUGGUGGCCUGUUUUCCGAGCGCCAUCGCCAGUCAUGUGACGGCAGAGUGUCCCAGCAAGUGUCUGGUUGAGGUACUGAUUGCCAUCAGCAGCCUCACGUCCCCAUUGUUGUUCACGGCCUCUGGGUACCUGUCCUUCAGUGUGAUGAGAGUGGUGGAGAUUUUCAAAGACUACCCACCAGCCAUCAAAGCCUAUGACGUGCUGCUGCUGCUGCUGCUGCUUGUGCUGCUUCUGCAGGGUGGCCUCAACACCGGCACGGCCGUGCUGUGUGUCAGCUUCAAGGUCAGCACCAGGCUGCAAGGUGCGUCUUGGGAGGCCCCGGCUGGCCCACAGGAGCGCCCUGCGGGGGAGGUGGCCAGAAGCCCCUUGAAGGAGUUUGACAAGGAGAAAGCCUGGAGAGCCGUUGUGGUACAGAUGGCCCAGUGACUGCAGGAUGGGAAACUGAGUCACGCGUGGUGACCGAUGGGCCCUCAGCACAUCCAACCUCUUGGACCCUGGCAGCCCCACUCUCUAACACAUCCUCCUCCUUCCUUGAGGGUGGCCCCAAUUGCGAGGGGGCCAUGUUUCUUACCAUAGUUUAACUUUGAAAUAGGUGAACAGCAACAGUUCUGUGCCUCGUUGGGCAGAACUCAAGGACUCCUGGUGGUCCCACUGCAUGGACCUCGGCCUGACUUCGUCUGUGCUCCCUGCACCACCUGUGGGGGCACUGCCUGGUUCGGGGCUUUCCCUCUGAGAUGCCCUCCGUAACUUUUCUGCCACAUGGUUUCCCAGGGAUGAGAGUGAGGCGCCUCCACAGGCUGCCACUGCCUUUGCCAACUGAAAUCUACAGCCAGGGUCCUGCCCACUCUUCCUAGGAACUGACACCAGUCUCUGCAAAAGGUCACCUUCCCCUGGCCCUCCAGUGUCCCAGGAUGUCUGCAUGUCUGGGUGGAGCUCGGCACAGUAACAGUUUGGUGUCCUCUGGGGUGGGGCUGAGCUUUGGCCUUUGUGACUGACCACUUGGUGACAAUGACUGCCAAGCCUGAGCCCCUCCCUCCAUGUCUGGCCUGCCCCUGAAGGACAAAGUUCCCUCUGCUGGGGGGCAUUAGCAUCCCUCUCUCCUCCUCCUCACUCACCCGGAGUCCAGCCUGGCCCAGCGUCUCUUGGCGUCCCUUGGCAUGAGGAUGGUGUUCCUGAAGCUCAGGCCCUCGCACACCUCCACAGGGCCGGUCUGUCACCCCCAGCAGCUAUGCUGCAGGGGCAGUUUGGGGUGAUAUCAGCUUUGGAGUUGAUUGGGUACCAUCCCCACAUCCCUGGGAGUCACCUGGAUUCUUCCAGUGAUACAGGCACCAGUAAGUCUGGUGGUCCAGGGGUCCUGGAGAAUGGGGAGACACUAGUGGGUGCUGUCACGGAGCUUGGCUGUGUGAAUGGGCACCCUGUGGGGUGGUGCAAAGGCCUGGGGUGAACCUUUUACAUGAGCCCUUUCGGACCAAAGGACCAGUAGACCUGGGACAUGAAGACAGGCGGGGUGGCCUGCCUAAGCUUAGGACAGGUGGGUGUCCUGGCUUUCCCAUCUCUGAACUCAGGUGACCUGGAGUGCCAGGAUGCUUGACAGGUAGGGCACAGCCCCCGUCCGGAGGACCAGGGAGUCCUACAUUCAGAGCUAGCACGAGAUAGCUGACACUGGCUUGCACUCUCUCAUUUAGAGCACUUAAAAUAGACGUUAAAAGGGGGUUUUAAAAACUGUCUCUUUCAACUGACACUUUUGUUUGGGGUAGUUUGACCCUUGUGAACAAUAAACACUUAACCUGCGCAUGCA